Sordaria macrospora k-hell is the source of this 1065-nucleotide messenger RNA. The record is from RefSeq and is a predicted model, not a curated record. NCBI's taxonomy places the organism in Eukaryota, Fungi, Ascomycota, Sordariomycetes, Sordariales, Sordariaceae.
AUGCCUUCCCAUCCGCGGGUAGAAGAAGUCGAGGACAGCGACCUUGAAAUGUCCGACCCCUCCGAGGGCGACAUCGACGACUUCGCCGAAUCCGACAUCCUCGUCCAGCGCGGCGCUCCUCCCGCCUACGCCUCCAAAGUGAUGCCAGGCCCCUCCUUUACCCCUCUCUCCGCCGCCCACCGCGCGCAAGCCGAAAAGCAACACCAACAAUUCCAAGCUUCCCAGGCCGCCCAGGCCGCCCAGGCCGCCGCCGCCGCUCAACAACGACAACAACCCCCUCCCCAGUAUACCCAACGACAAGCCUACACCCAACCCCCCGGCUAUCCCGAAAUGCAAACCACUACCGACGACUCAGCCUACAAGUCCUUCCAGUGUCUCUACCCCUGCUACUUCGACGCCACGCGCUCGCGCGCCGAAGGCCGCCGGGUGUCCAAAGAGCUGGCGGUCGCCAACCCGCUCGCAACCGAAAUCGUCAACGCCUGCGCGCAGCUGCGCCUCUCCGUCGUGCUGGAAGCCGGCAAACUGCACCCCAAGGAUUGGGCCAACCCGGGUCGCGUGAAGGUCAACCUGAAGGAAUUCAUCCGGUUGCACGGCGAGAACGGGAAGGUCAAGAAUAAACACCACUUGUAUAUCCUUGUGGCGCAGCAUUUGCAGAAACACCCUACUACCGAUGAUUCGCCCGCGCUGAGAGUGGUGGUUAGAGGUGCGGGUCCCCCGCCGAGGGAGAUGCUGGAGGAGGGUAAGGCGUGGCCGAGGCCGGCGGUGCCGAGGGGCUGGAAGAUGAGUGAGUUGUUGCCGAAUUUUUUGAAGGAUAUGAUGAAGGAGAUGGGACCGGGUGGGAUGCCGGGUAUGCCUGGUAUGCCUGGGGGAGCGGGCGGUGCGGGAGGAGGAGGAAUGCCGGAUAUGGCGAGUUUGUUGCAGGGUAUGGGAGGGAUGGGAGGAUUGGGUGGUUUGGCGAAUAUGCUGGGUGGUAUGGGCGGUAUGGGAGGUGGUGGUGCGACGAGUCCGGGGGCGGGUAGCGGGAGUGAGGCGGCGGGGAAGAAGAAGGGGAAGGGGAAGAAAUAG